AUGCGAUCGCUCAUCCUUCUUGCUGCAUUCUUGAUCGUUAACACUCUUGGAGCACCCGUAUUUUCGCCCAGAGAACCAUAUAUUGCUAUUCUGAAAUCUCGGUUCUCGAACGAACCACUCUCCAACAACCUCCAACUUGGUCGAGUCGCACGUUCCUACGAAUCAUUGCUGGAUGAUGCAUAUGAUGCUCGUCCAUUUGCACUCGAUGUCCAUUCGGUGAAUACAGACGCUGAUUACAAGGUUGCUGCUCAUCACUUUGCAAAUGCCAUGUUGCGUUUGUGUGUACAGAGGCCAGCCAUUCCAAACGCAGCACUACAUGGAUUCACCUUCACAGCUACACCACAAGAAGCUGCACGAAUAGCUGCACAUGAAUAUGUAUCGUAUGUUGAACGUGACCAAAUCAUGACGAUCAAUCAAAACCACCCAGGAUACACAUUCAAGCAACCAAAUCCUCCUUCUUGGGGUUUGGAUCGUAUCGAUCAAAGACGACAGGAAGAUGACCAAGUAUAUGAAUAUCCACAAACAGCUGGCGCAAGUGUGACGGUCUAUGUCAUUGACACUGGAAUUCAAGUAAAUAGCUCUGAAUUCACUGGUAGCAAUGGAACUAGAGCUUUUUGGGGAUCCAAUGUACUGAAUGAUUCAGAUUCAGCAAAUAACACUGACGACAAUGGUCAUGGAACAUUCGUGUCUGCCAUUGUUGGAAGCAACACAUACGGUGUUGCGAAGAAUGUUACUUUGAUUGCAGUCAAAGCACUAAAUGCAGAAGGAUCUGGAACAUCAAGUGGUCUGAUUCGUGGGUUGGAAUUUGUUCUUGGUGCUUGGAACUCCUCUCGAAAUGCCAGCAUCCCAGUAGUGGUGGCAGCUGGGAAUAGUGCGCAAGACGCUUGUCAAUACUCUCCAGCAGGUGCUGUUGCCGCCGUUACUUGUGGAGGUACUGACAAAGCGGAUCGUAUAUCCACAUUCAGCAAUUUUGGAUCUUGUGUUGAUAUCUUUGCACCAGCUACCAAUGUCACGUCUUUGGGACUUGAUGGUCGCCCAAAAACUGCAUCAGGCACAUCGUUCGCUUCACCUUACACCACAGGAAGUCUUGCAUUGUAUUGGAGUGUAAAUACGUCACUCCCUAUGACAGAUCUGCUGAAUUCGUUUGGAACCAGGAGCACUCCAAACGUGGUGCAAGGAAUCAACUUCUUCUCCAACACACCAAACAGGUUUAUAUAUAGUCUGCCUCCAAUUGUAGACAGAACAGAUCCAUGA
Molecule: messenger RNA, 1254 nt
Organism: Synchytrium microbalum
Lineage: Eukaryota; Fungi; Chytridiomycota; Chytridiomycetes; Synchytriales; Synchytriaceae
Exons: 8
Coding region: 1-1254 (417 amino acids)
Biological process (GO): proteolysis
Molecular function (GO): serine-type endopeptidase activity
Source: RefSeq, a predicted model, not a curated record